This is a messenger RNA of Schistosoma margrebowiei, 4118 nucleotides long. NCBI's taxonomy places the organism in Eukaryota, Metazoa, Platyhelminthes, Trematoda, Strigeidida, Schistosomatidae. The record is from the annotation of a GenBank genome assembly.
AUUAUUUUGAUUUCUAACGAGUCGAUGGCUCGUGCACCGCAUCGUAGUGGGCCUCUGAAACAGCAGAAUAAAAAGCAUAAAGGAGCUAGGAAAUCUUCCGAUAAAAACCCAAAGCCACACCGCGUAACAAAAAACAAGAUACUGAAUAAGGACCAACGGCGCUUACUCUCCAAGCAACUCCGCAUACAAAAGAGAUUAGAGGUAAAAAAUCUCGAAGCAUCUCGUGGGACUAAGGGAAAUCCUAUAGCCUGCGUAUUGAUUCCUUUAUCGUCCUCAAUACCUACACACUUAGCCCAACUUUUAUUUCAAACGUGUGAACCAAAUACUGAGGUUAUAAAAAAACCAGAUUGUUUGCAAAAUGUAGUCACUAUUCGCUCUCAAAUCCUCAAUAAAUACUUUAAUCUCAUUUGUGCUUACAGUGAUGAUCUUUUUGGUUGUCUUGAUCUCGCCAAUUUCGCAGACUGGCUUAUUCUUUUAGUUCCAAGUAAUCCCUCAGAAAUUCCUGAUUCUGUUCAUGAGUUACUCACUGCCAUAUAUGCUCAAGGUUUUACAAAUGCUUCCUAUGCGGUUCUUUCUUCCAAUUCAAAUCUUAAAGAGUUAAAACAGAUUCUGGAGUAUAGGUUUCCAGUCCCCGAAUCGACGAUUCACCAACUAAAUUCAAGCGCCAAUGCUCUAAACCUCCUACGGCAUAUUGCCUCAACCAACCCGUCAAGUUUCCAUGUUAAGGGAAAGAAUGCAAAAGUGGCUGGACAGUCUACAGUGGCGCAUACUGGAGCACGCUACCGAACGCGCUUACUUGUUGACUCUAUUGAACUAAUAUCUAAAAAUAAUGCUCAUGACGAUAUCACAAAAUCCGAGGUAUCAGUCUGUCUUCGUGGCCGCCUACAUGGAGCGCCAUUGAUUUUGUUCGAGGAGUUGGAGCAAAAUGGUUCUGUACUCGUUGGCCCUCAUGUGCAUUUGACUGGUUGGGGUGAUUUUCCUUUGAUAGAGGCUAAAUGGAUUGAUAACUAUCACUUACAACAGACGUGGCAGAUCUCAGAUCUUAACACCGUUGAAAAUAUAUCAACAAAAUACAUACCUCCAUCUACGUCAGUCAAUCUCACAAACGAGAAUGAAGAUUGUGAGGAGGACUCUCUGUCAGAUGAAAUGUCUGUUGAUGAUUCACGGGAGUCAACAAGUGAAAACCAAUGGAAUGCAUCGGAAGCGAUAUCUGAUCAUUUAGAAUCUGAGUUAUCUGGAAAUUCUGAUAUAGAAUGUGCUUCGAUAGCAAGUCAUACCGCUCAUACAAUGGCAGCCAGCGCUACCUCUACGUUCUCAUCUGCUCAGUUAGCAAAAUUCCGGGCUGCCAGAAUGGAAGAAAUGUUUCCGGAUGAGGUUGAAACCCCUUCAAAUAUACCUGCUAGUGAACGGUUUGUAAAGUACUGUGGUCUUCCUCGUUUCCAAGGUAGCGUGUGGCCAGCUGAAAAGAAUUGGUUACCCAAACAUUAUCAAAAUAUCGCCUGCUUCAGAAACUAUCACCGUAAUAGGCGUACUAUGAUUCGUUAUAUUGAACAAAAAUUAGCAGACUUCCAAUCAGCAUAUAAAUCAACAGGGAACGUCUUCAAGUACAUCCCAUCUGGUGUAGAUGUCGAGCUUCUGCUACAGCCUGUUUCACGGGAUCUUGGUGAAUCGAUAUUGUCUCACCACACGUUCCCUCAACCUAACGAAGCCAGAAAACCUUCUGAUCCAAGACCUCAUCCACUUAUAGUUUGGUCACUCUUACCUCACGAAACUCAAAUGUCAGUCUGCCAUUUUACAAUGUUUCGGCGUGCUUCCGCUAUCCACGCUGUUUCAGAUUUGGUGGUUAUUGCAAACGCUGCAAAUAAAAUUACUGAGUCAUCAUCAAAAGAUAAUGGGAUUUGUGCACUAGAGUUUGGUGAGGAGGCUUCAACACAGGUAGAACGAGAAGAUAAAUCAAUACAUGAUGCCCUCAUUAGUCACCGUUACAAAAUCGACGGGAGAAAAAGUGGAAAAGCGCUAUACGAUCCAAAGAUGCCUAUACCUCUUGAAGCGGAACCAAUUAAAUCGAAAGAUCUGAUGCUUAUUCAGGCUGGGAUUCGGCGUUUUGUGGCAGCUCCGAUUUAUUCUACACCAAGUAAUCCUCGUGAAAAAGCUAAAUUUGAGUCGUUUUUUCCUGCUUCAGAAAGUUCCACUGUAGCGACUGUUUAUGCACCAGUGAUGUAUUCUCCUGUUAAUGUUUUACAGUUUAGGAUCAGAGUAACAGAGGUAUUUUAUUGAUAUAUUUUUGUUUAAUAUCAGAAGGGGUUUUGUGUAUAUUAUAGUAAUUUUAAUAGUUGAAAUCCUGAGUCAAUCAGGAGUCCCAUAGUAGGACGAAACGGCCGUCAAGUGCUUCCAGCUUUUCCAUAGUGGUCUAGCUUCAAUUGACUCAUGAUCUCAACUAUCAAUAUUUUUGUCUGUUGUAUGUAUUCACACUCUGGAUUUCUAUCCGACCCCAACCUUUAGUUUGUAUGAAUUCUGGGAUAAUAUGAAACUUCAGUUUCAUAGUAGUAGCACGUUCAUCUAGAUCCAUGUUUCCUUUGUUGAAAAAACAUUAAAGAGAAAAUAACCUGGCCAUUUUUUACAUACCAAGCUUCUAAUUUUUAUUUAUCACGUUCAAACAAUGUGCUAGAACUAAAACAUGCUGAAUCUAUAUUUAUUUAUGUUUAAGGCCCUUAUUAUGAGUCAAUAAGUAUAUGUGAUUUCAGUUAAUAAUAUAGCUAAGUGACCCAUAGUCGUAUAUCGCACAGUUAAUAAUAGAUAAUAAGGUUGUAUCUAAUUUGGAGUCUACGUCACACCAACUGCUAAGUUCAUUUGAACGACAGUGACUUCUUAAAAUAAUCAGGAUUCUUUGUGUAUAUCACAGAAGGGUUGCAGUGUACACGCUUGAGUUGCGCUUAGCGAUUAAACAGUUGAUAAUUUCUCCGUUAUGUUGAUAUAUGGGGACUUCCUCUCAGGCUCUACAUUGUGCUUGACUGAAUACAAACCGUGAAAAGUCCCAACCACUAUACUAAAUAUGGUGUAAAAACAUAUCUGUUCACAACUAAUCAGUAACAAGCAUUACCUGUAGAACGGAACCCGUUGGACUAAAUCGAAGCUAACUGAAACCUCCCAUAGCAAAACUGGGAAUAAACUGAAUGGCAGUCUCCUCCAAUUAAAUUAUACGAUGUGACAUUUGGUCAUUUCCCAGCUGUUGGAAUAAUCAAACUUUGAAAGACUAUCAUUUGACUCAAUUAAAAUGUCAAUAUUCAUCAGCGUUUACAAAAUCUUUUCUGCAUACACUAGUAUUUUUGUUGUUGACACAGCUGGACUGAGUACUGACGCAUUUACUUAUUUUGUAGGAUGAAGACGGGGAACUAUCUUCACCAUACGUCGGUGAAUUGGUGGCAACAGGGUCUCUGAGAUCAGUCGACCCCAGUCAUUUAAUUAUCAAGAGGAUUUUUUUGUCAGGUCAUCCAUACAAGAUUAAUCAGCGUCAUGUAGUUGUCCGAUAUAUGUUCCACAAUCCAGCGGACGUGCUUCAUUUCCAGGUAAUCCUAUACAGUUAUCCCCUAACUCUAUUGCGGGGGGGGGGGCUGAAAAACCCUUUCCUACUUAGCGCCUCGAUCUAGAGGAUUUAUCAUUCAGCUCAACAGCUGGUAAAUAAUUUUAAUUCCCCUAGUAUCCAACAUGCUAGUCGCCUUUUUAAAAUGAUAUUCUGAGUGGUAUUAAAUUUGUGUUUUACUUUUCAUUUCAGCCUAUACAGUUGCAAACAAAGAGCGGAGCUGUUGGGCAUAUAAAAGAACCUGUUGGAACUCAUGGUCAUAUGAAAUGCGUUUUCGACCGACCUAUUCUAGCAAACGAUGUAGCUUUAAUGCCUUUGUACAGGCGAGUGUUUCCAAAAUAUGUUUACGAACCAGUAGUUUCUAAAUACCUCGACAAUAAUGAUAGAAGCAAUGAUUGUGUUGUCGCUGACAGCGAUCACUCCAGAUAUGUAAGCUCAGAUGUACUUCAACUAAGAAAAAAAAAUAUUUCCAGUGCUUCACAGGAGAAAAUGGACCAAGACGAAUCAGCCUUAUUUGCUUAAUAUAAUUUGUGAAUAU